GAGCAGUCCGCGUAUCUGGGCAAGUUUGAACUUGUAUGAUUUUCAUUGCUGUACAGUGCGCGUGAUGAUUGGUUGUUAUCGGAAGUUCAAUAUUUAUGUCUUGUUAGAUCUGAGUCGUGAUUGGUCCGUUUCAAACAGACAAAUUCAUCAACAGCUGCGUAUUCAGGCAAAAUAUGAAAUAUUCAUGAGAGCGGGCAAAUUACAAAUUACACGCCAGAGUUUUGGAUGUUAUAAGCGGUGUGAACCUUGGCUGUACGUUCAAAAUGUCCAAGAGGACGAAAAGCAGGAAGAUCAUUGUUCGGGUAAAUGGCCAAGCAAACCAGGGAGGAAGAAAAGAAAUGGAAGAUUUUAAACGCGUCGUAUUCGAUCGAGAUCCGGAGCAAGCAUUUUUCGCGGUCUUUGAUGGCCACGGUGGAAGAGACGCGGCCAUUUUUGCCCGGGAACAUUUAUGGGACAUAAUAAAGCAGCAGAAAGGCUUCUACUCGAAUGAUACAGCCCGAGUCACUAAAGCCAUCAAGGAUGGAUUUAUGGCGACACACUGCGCAAUGUGGAAGCAGAUCGAUUCCUGGCCUCGUACAAGACACGGACUGCCAAGUACAUCCGGGACUACAGCAACCGUUGUGAUCCUCAAGGGUAGAACGCUGUACAUAGCUCAUGUGGGCGAUUCACGCGCAGCACUUGGGCGAUUGAAUAAGGAGAAAAAACUUCAAGCUGUGGCUCUCACCGCCGAUCAUAAACCCGACGUUCCAUCGGAAAAGACUCGAAUUGAGUCCCUUGGUGGAAAGGUCCUCUCUCGGAAUGGUGUACCGCGGGUAGCAUGGGAAAGGCCCGUCCAUCAUGGUCACAAGGGGCCUGUCAGAAGAAGUACCCAGACAGAAUCAGUUCCCUUCUUGGCCAUUUCAAGAGCACUUGGAGAUCUGUGGAGUUUCGACUAUUAUAGAAGUGAAUUCAUAGUCUCCCCAGUGCCCGACGUGCGAGUGUACAAGAUAAGCCCUGGUAUGGACAAGUUUCUGGUCAUUGCAUCGGAUGGCCUGUGGGGGAUGAUGAGAGUCGAGGAGGUGGUUAAAUUUGUGCACAAUUUCAACAAAGACGACCAUUUAAAAGGAGGAGACGUGUCACACAGGUUGAUUCAGCGCGCGUUGUCAAGAUGGCGAGAAAGGGAGCUUCGAGCGGAUAACACAAGUGUCAUAGUGGUGCACUUUGAGGAGGCUGAACAGGGAGCACCAGCUAAUAAAAUACCCAGACUAGACACUCCUGAGAGCGAAGAAUCAGAGACUGAAACAAAAGAAUCUACAGACUCUUCUCAAGACAGCGACAAAACACCGAACCAAGACUCCACGUUAUCUAGUGAAAAACCAACCCUGGUUAGGAAGCUGGCGUUUCGCUGUUCUAACCCAAUGCAACUGACUUCCUGCGUGAAUCUCAAUACGAGCAAGUCGUCACCUGAACUACCAUCAGCGUUUAAUUCACUCCGUAACGAACAUUCUUCGGCGGUGGUGUCGAAUUGUCUCUCGUGAAUGCUGUAUGGAAAGUCGCGUGAAGAAAAAAUCACCGCGGAGAGUCACUUCCCCGCAGCAAUCGAAUCCUCUGAAAAUCUAUUUUUAGAUUCUCGGGUGUAGUCACGUGCAUACACGGCCUGAUAUGAUUGCUUUCGCUGAAAAUAUAAUAGAUUUUGAAUUAUUGCCAACGGUCAAAUUUGUUUUCAAAAUUUCUUCUGGGUCGUAAAUGUUUUAAAUGGCAAAAAUGAAUUUUUUUAAUUGUAUAUAGUGUACAUAUCAAAAGCACUGCAUUCGUGGCCCUUUUUGGAUGAACAUAUAUAAAAAAAGGAAAUAUUAAAUGCGUUGAAACGUAAUUUGUAGGUAAGGUAUCGCAAACACAGAAAGUUUACUUUUUUAAUGUGCGGAUUAAUGGCGUUACAUGCAAGUCUGCACUUGAUGAAAUGUAGAAACUAGUGGGGAUCUUUAUAUUGAAAAUUUCGCGAAUUUUUGACUUUAAUUGGCUGAAAAAAAACUGCCUCGGUAGUUGUGAGAUGGGGUACUGAGUAGAACUCAAAAUAAGCUAGUAAAUGAUUUUCAUAGGAAAAAAGCUUUUUACUGUAGUAUAAACUGUAUGAACCGUGUUAGGAGUAGGAAAUAAGAUUUUGGCAUCUUUACUAAUACGAAAACGUGGAGAGAAAAGCACAAGUCAAUUCAAGAAAUGGACUUAACAAUAAUUUAGAGGUAAUCUGUGAGCGACUUCUAAAAGAAAACGAAGUGCAAGCACAAUGUGACGAAUUUAAAUUAUUUAUUAGCAAGCGAUUUUAUGCCUGGACAAAUAAAAAAAAUCAAGAAAAAUAAACUCAAUGCAACUUCUAGCGCAA
Messenger RNA from Orbicella faveolata, 2359 nucleotides. RefSeq names its product protein phosphatase 1D-like. Gene Ontology annotation, molecular function: cation binding; protein serine/threonine phosphatase activity. The record is from RefSeq and is a predicted model, not a curated record. Lineage: Eukaryota; Metazoa; Cnidaria; Anthozoa; Scleractinia; Merulinidae. Gene Ontology annotation, biological process: protein dephosphorylation.